This is a messenger RNA of Ophidiomyces ophidiicola, 1125 nucleotides long. RefSeq lists its product as uncharacterized. The record is from RefSeq and is a predicted model, not a curated record. Bases 1 to 1125 code for a protein of 374 amino acids. NCBI's taxonomy places the organism in Eukaryota, Fungi, Ascomycota, Eurotiomycetes, Onygenales, Onygenaceae. The transcript has 2 exons.
AUGGCGGCGCGCCGCACGUCUCUGCAUGAGGCUGCUCUGCCAAUCCUCGCGUCUUCGCUUCUCCAAGCAGGCGGGGAAGACCAAGACUACUCUAAAAGCUCCAGCUGGAGUCUGGCAUCCGAUAUUGAAAAAGGUAUCCCAAUUCUUCCUGGAGAGAGAUCAGUGUUUGCGCCAGGCCGGGUUGUGGGAGUGACGGGACUACAGCCCGGUGUAGUGCAACAACAGCAGCAGGGGGAUGGAGAUCAUUCGAUAGUGCAAAAUUGGGUAUCUGAGUUCUCUACGCAUAUCCUCAUUACUCUGCUAACAAGGGCACAUUUGCCCUCUUUAUCACUGCAUUCACUACCAUAUGAUCGCAGUACAGACACCUCAAAACUGCCACAAGUGUUCGUUGUGCAGUUUUACGAAUUCCGCCUUUACACACUAGAAUACCUAUUCCAAUCUUUGCAGCAAAAGCUUCCAGAUUACACAGUGGAAUCUAUUCAGUCGAUUCUUGAUAAUGUGACUAUAUUCCGUGCCUUUGAUUUCAAGGAGUUUCUUGAAGCGAUAUCCAAUGUCUCAAGCACCCUGCAUUCCCAAGAAAAAGACCAAGAGGUUCCUUCAAGCACACUUCUUCUGCUGCAAGGUCUGGAUCAGUCACUUGCAGAAAUUCGACGUGCUUCUAGCAAUCUGGCUGCACAAGCACGACUUGUGCCGUUCCUACGCACCCUUAGUGUCCUUUCUCGAACAUACUCCAGCCAUCUCACCGUGGUAGUGGUGAAUUCAACUCUGAUCCCGUCUUCAUCAUACUUUUCGGCUUGGGAUUACAUAGCCAAACAACAUCUAGGCAACCCCCCUAAUAAGGAGAAGGACGAGGCAUAUGCAGAUCAAUCUGGGCCUUGGGACAGUUAUCUAUCUCUUCGCUCGGUAUUUUCCCGAGAACAAAUGCAAUAUCAGCAGCAAAAAUACUUGCCAACAGCGACAAGUCAAGGACGGAAGCCUGUAUCGCUAUACUCUUCCUCUGUAUCUCGCUCCCUUGAUCACGGCUUUGAUACUCACCUACUUGUUUCAAAGAAAGGAACGAAAAUGAUCAUUGAAGUUGCAAAGGAUCGAGUAGGCGACAGCCUAGGAAGAUGGCAUGCAUUAUAG